Messenger RNA from Melanaphis sacchari, 1060 nucleotides. RefSeq names its product myophilin (gene Chd64). The transcript is spliced from 4 exons. The record is from RefSeq and is a predicted model, not a curated record. The coding region runs from base 250 to 816 and encodes 188 amino acids. Gene Ontology annotation, molecular function: protein binding. NCBI's taxonomy places the organism in Eukaryota, Metazoa, Arthropoda, Insecta, Hemiptera, Aphididae.
UACACUCGACAACCCGCCGCCGACGCCCGUCGCCCAUCGUUCGAUCAGUCGUUAUCUUGGACCAGUCCUGUUCGAACCUCGUACGCUCCUACUUCAAUCGUACCAGUCACCGUUUACUGCACAAUAUAAUAGUAUUAAUAACCGUCGAUCACGGGCGUGUAUAAAUAAACAAUAACCGAUACACUCGUCGUCGACGACUGUUUCGCCCAGUACCAUAUCAAUAUCUCGUAAACCAUAUCUUUCCAAAAAAUGGCUAACAACAGAGCAACCAAGUCUGGUUUCGCCGCCGAAGCGCAACGCAAAAUCAACAGCAAAUACAGCGAAGAGCUAGCACAAGAAUGUUUGGAGUGGGUAAGCAGCGUCACUGGUUUGCCAUUGAACACAUCUGGUGAUCCAGACAACUUUUUUGAAGUUCUUAAGGACGGACAAGUAUUAUGCCAAUUGGUAAACACUCUAAUUCCUGGAUCCGUUAAGAAAGUGAACACUAGUACGAUGGCUUUUAAGUGUAUGGAAAACAUCAAUAACUUUUUGGCUGUAGCUGUAUCCAUCGGCGUACCUUCUCAAGAAACCUUUCAAUCUGUAGAUUUGUGGGAACGUCAGAACUUGAACUCGGUGGUGAUUUGCUUGCAGUCAUUGGGUAGAAAGGCUGGUCAAUUCGGUGCUCCAAGUAUUGGACCGAAAGAAGCAGAGAAAAACAUUCGCAACUUUAGCGAAGACAAACUUAAAGCCGGCCAAACUAUCAUCAGUCUGCAAUAUGGAUCCAACAAGGGAGCAAAUCAAAGUGGACUUAAUUUUGGAAACACAAGACAUAUGUAAAAGGCUCGUCUUAUUUUCCACAAUGUUCCAUGCCCAAAUUUAUAUACAAAACUGAUGCCGAAUUUCCCAAAAUUCUCAGAUUUUAUAUACAGCCAACAAGUAUACUUAUACACUCCAGCGUAAUAUUUUAAACUUCCUCCUAUGUCAUAACCAUUCCAUAAUACCAGUAUUAUUACGUAUUUACGUAGGUGUAACUUAAUUAUUGUAUCUUACACAAACAAUUUAUAAUAAUUUCAUUUUGGGC